Messenger RNA from Tripterygium wilfordii, 1845 nucleotides. Its product is annotated as glucan endo-1,3-beta-glucosidase 8-like. Gene Ontology annotation, cellular component: plasma membrane. Gene Ontology annotation, biological process: carbohydrate metabolic process. The record is from RefSeq and is a predicted model, not a curated record. The coding region runs from base 250 to 1719 and encodes 489 amino acids. Lineage: Eukaryota; Viridiplantae; Streptophyta; Magnoliopsida; Celastrales; Celastraceae. Gene Ontology annotation, molecular function: hydrolase activity, hydrolyzing O-glycosyl compounds. The transcript is spliced from 3 exons.
UUUAGGUUCCGUGUCAGUUACUAGAUCUCGCUGUAUCCUCUGUUUCUCUCUGGCUCGUACUAUUAAACGCGGAUUAUUAUACAACAAUAACUCCAUCCUUUUUUCUUUAGUGGAAUAUACAGAGUCUCAUCUGAUCACCUCCGUUCUCCUUUUCACUUUUUUUUUUUUCAAUGAGAUCUUCCACACGAUCUGAAGUUCCCAACUUUGGCGGUGCUGGAUUUUAGCUAAUUCUUCGUACCCACCAACAAAAUGUCAAAAACGGAAACUACAACAGCAAGGGAAAAAAUGGGUAGUGUUUGGUUACUGAAGUGGGUUUUGUUUUUGGGCCUUUUGGGAUCUUUUGUUGAUGGAAUUGGUGUCAAUUGGGGUACAAUGGCGACUCACAAACUGCCACCGAAGACGGUGGUGCAAAUGUUGAAGGACAAUGGGAUCCAAAAGGUGAAGCUAUUUGACGCAGACCAGAACACCAUGAGUGCUCUUGCUGGGUCUGGCAUUGAGGUCAUGGUGGCCAUCCCCAAUGAUCAGCUUUCUGCCAUGAAUGACUAUGAUCGUGCCAAAGACUGGGUCAAGAGGAAUGUCACUCGCUACAACUUCAAUGGAGGAGUUAAUAUCAAGUAUGUAGCGGUUGGAAAUGAGCCUUUCCUCAAAUCCUACAAUGGCUCAUUCAUAAAUACCACCUUCCCAGCAUUGCAGAACAUCCAAAAUGCUCUCAAUGAAGCUGGGGUUGGAGACUCGGUUAAGGCCACUGUGCCAUUAAAUGCCGAUGUGUAUGCUUCGCCAGAUAACAAUAAUUAUCCGUCCUUUGGGAGAUUCCGAAGUGAUAUUAAUGAUCUCAUGACCCAGAUUGUUCAGUUUAUGGAUAAGAACAAUGCACCUUUCACAGUAAACAUUUACCCUUUCUUAAGUCUCUAUGGGAACGAUGACUUCCCUUUUAACUAUGCAUUCUUUGAUGGGGCCACACCCAUUGUAGAUUCUGGGACUGGGAUUCAGUACGCCAAUGUUUUUGAUGCCAACUUUGACACCUUGGUUUCGUCUCUGAAAGCAGCGGGCUAUGGAAACAUAAACAUUUUGGUAGGAGAGGUGGGUUGGCCAACAGACGGGGACAAGAAUGGCAAUGUUGGUAAUGCGAUUAGAUUCUACAAUGGGCUUUUACCAAGACUUGCAGGAAACGUAGGAACCCCACUUCGGCCUGGACAUAUUGAAGUCUACCUGUUCAGUCUGCUCGACGAAGAUGCAAAAAGUAUUGCUCCAGGAAAUUUUGAGCGCCACUGGGGAAUUUUUGGGUUCGAUGGGCAGCCUAAAUUCCCGAUUGAUUUGUCUGGCCAGAAUCAGAACAAGUUUCUUGUUGGCGCACAGAAUGUGCAAUAUCUUGCUCCAAAAUGGUGUGUAUUUAAUCCUAAUGCCAAGGACUUGAGCAAACUUGCAGAUAACAUAAACUACGCCUGCACAUUUUCAGAUUGCACAGCACUUGGAUAUGGUUCGUCUUGUAACAACUUGGACGCUAAUGGGAAUGCCUCAUAUGCAUUCAAUAUGUACUACCAAGUACAGAAUCAGGACGACUACUCCUGCAAUUUUCAAGGUUUGGCCAUGGUUACAACACAGAAUGCAUCACAAGGAACCUGCAAUUUCAUAAUUCAGAUCCAUUCGUCUUCUUCUUCUACAGGUCCUACUCUCAUUUGUCUGGUACUUGUUAUAGCAUCAACAUUUCUACUGCUAUAGAUUUAUGCUUGUAGAAAACUCCUGUGCUCUUAAUUUAUUUUCUUAUCUUGUUAGCUUCAUCCAUUGCGGCAUUUGAUUCACUUCUGAUUCAUUCAAUAAAGUUUAGAUGAGUUGCUUGAUUUUUCA